AUGGGUCUGGUCCGGUCUGACUGCAUAGAGACAAGCUGGAUCCAGUCGGUUCUUUUCUGGACGGAUAUCCAAGUGGGUACGUCGGAGAAAGUUUUGCUCGAAAGGAAUGAAGGCCUAAUGUAUAUCAAGAGGAAAUCAGAUUGCGUUUUUGAACCGAUUUCAAGAACCGGUUUAGAAUCAAUUUGGAGGAAGAUGAUCAAACUUGAUACUCCGACAGCUAUAGCUUUCAAUCCAUACGGUGGCAUGAUGGCAAAUAGUUCAUCGAUGGUGACACCGUUCCCGUACAGAGCAGGCAACCUCUGUAAGAUUCAGUACGUUACUGAUUUGAGAGACGAUAAAUUAACGAACCGGUAUAUGGAACUGACGAGAAAGUUGUACCGGUUCAUGACUCCUUUCGUUUCCAAGAAUCCGAGGCAGUCGUUUUUUAAUUAUCGGGAUAUUGAAUUGGGAGCCAAUUCUCACACAAUCAGGAGCUAUGUUGAAGGUAAACGUUAUGGGGAGAAAUAUUUCGCCGGAAAUUUCGAGAGGUUGGUGGAGAUCAAGACCAGAGUUUAUAGUGGUAACUUCUUCUGGAACACGAAAAUAGUAUUCCUGUGA
Messenger RNA from Eruca vesicaria subsp. sativa (arugula), 597 nucleotides. NCBI's taxonomy places the organism in Eukaryota, Viridiplantae, Streptophyta, Magnoliopsida, Brassicales, Brassicaceae. The record is from the annotation of a GenBank genome assembly.